GCAUAUGUACUUCCAAUUCAAUAGCUUGCCUUCUUCUUAUCUUAAUUAUUGACACCCUCUAAUUUCUCCACCCCAAACGUUCUUCUCCUUUUGGUUGGUCUAAUUUCUGUUCGCUGCAAAUUUUUCAUACCCUGUUUGGGCCUGGGGACCUGCACGUAUUAAAUAACUUUCUAUAUUCUUCUUCUUCUUCUUUGUAACAUUAUUCUGUACGUUUAACUUUUGCUUUUUUUUCACUGCGUUCAACUUCCCAAAUACGUAGUACCCUAUCCAUGGCUGUUUGGUUUUCAAGGUCGAGAACUAUAGGGUAUUGUCUAAGAAAGAAGCUGGGUUUUUUUGGACUAGUUGGCCAUGAAAGCUCUUGUUGUUUUAGUCCUUCGUUUCGACAUAUUUCUUCUAUAAGGCAAAUUGGUGGUUCAUAUGGAAAUCCAAAUGGAUUUUUGAAUGACUCUGCCAUCCAUUUCCGCUCUUGGCGUUUCGAAUCCAGUACAGCUGAAACACAACUAGACCCACAGUACUUUCAAGAGGAAGAUGAUCUUAAUCAGGGCUUGGAUUUUCCAGGAGGUAGGGUAACAUUUACAUCGGAACUAAGAUUCAUUUCGGAGUCCGGAGAUAAGAGAGUACCCUGUUAUCGGGUUCUCGACGACAAUGGAGAUCCAAUCACGCACACCUCUUUUGCACAGGUGAGCAAGGAAUUGGCAGUAAAAAUGUAUGGGGACAUGGUGACACUUCAAAUGAUGGACGUGGUAUUCUACGAAGCACAAAGACAAGGACGGAUUUCCUUUUACAUGAGCACUACUGGUGAAGAAGCAAUUAACAUCGCAUCUGCUGCUGCACUUUCUUCCGAUGAUCUUGUCCUGCCUCAGUAUCGGGAGCCUGGAGUUCUAUUAUGGCGAGGUUUCACACUGCAAGAUUUUGCCGACCAGUGUUUUGGAAACAAAGCUGACUGUGGCAAAGGCAGGCAAAUGCCUGUCCAUUACGGUUCUAGCAAGCAUAAUUUUUUCACCGUGUCUUCGCCUAUCGCCACACAACUUCCUCAAGCUGUGGGGGUUGCUUAUUCUCUUAAAAUGGAUAAAAAAGAUGCAUGUGUCGUAGCUUACUUUGGGGAUGGAUGCUCCAGUGAGGGAGAUUUUCAUGCUGGUUUAAAUUUCGCGGCUGUUAUGGAAGCUCCUGUUGUUUUUAUUUGUCGCAACAAUGGAUGGGCUAUUAGUACUCCUAUCGAAGAACAAUUUCGAAGUGAUGGAAUUGUGGUUAAGGGUCGAGCUUAUGGAAUUAGAAGCAUCCGAGUAGAUGGAAACGAUGCUUUAGCUGUUUAUAAUGCAAUUCGCACGGCACGUGAAAUGGCCAUUAGUGAACAAAUACCUGUACUAGUUGAGCUCCUUGCCUACAGAGUAGCACACCAUUCCACAUCUGAUGAUUCUUCCAAAUACCGACCAGUGGAUGAAAUUGAGUAUUGGAAAAGUUCAAGAAACCCUGUAAAUAGAUUUAGAAAAUGGGUUGAAAGAAAUGGGUGGUGGAGUGACAAAGAGGAAUCCGAGCUUCGAAGCAGUGUUAAAAAGCAGUUAUUGAAAGCAAUUCAAGUAGCAGAGAAGACAGAGAAACCACCAAUUGCAGAAAUAUUCACAGACGUAUAUGAUCAUCCACCACCAAACCUCAAGGAGCAAGAGAAAGUACUGAGAGAGGACAUAAAGAGACAUCCAAAGGACUACCCCUCUGAUGUUUCUCUUUAGAUGCUGUAAUCAAAUGGCUGCAUUUAUUAAUAUUCUUAGUUUAAUAAUUUUUCUGCACUUGAAACACUACGCAGUACUAUUUUUUUUUGGUUUGGGAGGAACAUCAAAUGAAUCUUUCAAAAUGAGUCUUGUUUAUGGACUUUUGGUUGAUUAA
Ziziphus jujuba (common jujube) is the source of this 1881-nucleotide messenger RNA. Its product is annotated as 2-oxoisovalerate dehydrogenase subunit alpha 2, mitochondrial. The record is from RefSeq and is a predicted model, not a curated record. Gene Ontology annotation, biological process: branched-chain amino acid catabolic process. The coding region runs from base 270 to 1727 and encodes 485 amino acids. NCBI's taxonomy places the organism in Eukaryota, Viridiplantae, Streptophyta, Magnoliopsida, Rosales, Rhamnaceae. The transcript has 9 exons. Gene Ontology annotation, molecular function: oxidoreductase activity, acting on the aldehyde or oxo group of donors, disulfide as acceptor.